Messenger RNA from Drosophila miranda, 924 nucleotides. RefSeq lists its product as uncharacterized. The record is from RefSeq and is a predicted model, not a curated record. The transcript is spliced from 7 exons. Bases 319 to 885 code for a protein of 188 amino acids. NCBI's taxonomy places the organism in Eukaryota, Metazoa, Arthropoda, Insecta, Diptera, Drosophilidae.
GGUUUGUUUUUGAAGGCGGCAGUUAACCGCAAUUCCGUGGAGUUACAGUGCCCACUCAGCUAGUUUUUACCGAGCCACGACAUGCAAUAAGCACCGAAAUGGUAAGUUAAUCGUGAUAUUUUACUGUAGUUGCGCUCGUGGAAUGAAAGAGACAAGAAUUUACACAAACAAAAUGCAUUUGUUUUCCUCGUUUGCUUUAUGCGUUGAUUUUGUUCACUUCUGUACAACAUCUAAUCGCUGGAAGAGUCUUUUGUGUAAACAUUUAUUAAAAAAGUGGAAAAGAAUUAAUAAAUAAAUCAUAUUAAUAUAAACAGAAGGAUGGCAUCACCGCGAAAAAUUGUACGCUAUUCUAUGCAAAGCAAUGAAAAUGAGAAAGGUAAAACCUGCUCCGACGUUUUAGAGGAGCUCAAAAAAACGACGGAAACUCUACAAGAGGAGAAUGCAGUUAUUCGUGAUCAAUUGAAUGCAGUGAUCCAAAUUUUAGCGGAUCAAACUGUUUUAAUAAAGCAGCUGGUAAAGGAGAAGGGGGAAUUGAAGCCCAUUCGGGGACAGUUCCCUAUAAAACGUGAGGAAGAGCUAGUUGAACUGGAAGAAAAAAUAAAAUUAAAUAGGGACAUUUAUAUAACAGCAAUGAAAUCGAUUCUCCAGCCAGCUGGCGUUUUGAGCGGCUUAAACUUUAUUUUGAGUGAGGAAAUUGUUCUAGCCUAUAACGUCGAUGGGGUCCAAGGGAAGAAGGCCCUUAGGACCCACAAAGAAUUUUUUGCAGCUUUGCUAGAAUGUAUUCCGCCUGGCGAUGAGCCCCCCGAAAACACUGUGCGGAAGGCAUUGCAAAGGAUGAAGAAAAGGGUGUUUAAGAAGAAGUGUCUUGCCAAAAACCAGGAGUAGGCUAAGCAUCAUAUAAUUAAAAAUUAUUCGUUAUAAUGA